UUAAGAGAUAUUUCUAUAUGGUAUAACUAUGUACGUGUAUGGGUCUUCACCGUUCUCUUUGGACAGGUCUAGGACGUGCUGAUUCCUUUGGGGCAUAUAGGCCAUGUCUACCCCUGGCAAGGGUUACAUCGUAUAUCGCAAGCAGAAACUAGCCGACGAGGCGUAUACUGUGGGUUCUAGGUCCUCUAAGAACAGGAACUCCAAACCGGAGUCAAAGAACGUUUCUGUUACCCCGGAACCGGCAACUAAACGCGAAAGGAUACAGUGUGGUUGCGGCGGCAGUGAACAUGACUGCUUUAGCAAUUCUAUGGGCUGCGGUCGCCUUUUAUGUACCAAGGAGGGCGAGGGACCAUGCUUCCAUUGUGGAACCCAUGUAGUGUCUGUAGAUGCUAUUGACAAGGUACCCCUGGAGCAUUCUGGAGACCCUGAGUUCAUCCAAGCCAUUGAGCUACGUGACCGCUUGCUUGCUCAAGAUGCUAAUUACGCUGCUUUCAAGAUGAAGGUUCAUGACCUACAUACUGACUGGUUUCGUGAGGCUCACAGUGUCUAUAAUGAGGAUGCUGCUGAGGCGCGUAUGCAGUACUACAAGCAGGAGGCGGCUAAGCGUGCUGAAAAAUCUAUACAACGUGUGGAUAUAGAUCUUCAAUCUGGUAAAAUCACACGGUCUUCUAAGCGACAUUAGC
Molecule: messenger RNA, 683 nt
Organism: Babesia bovis T2Bo
Lineage: Eukaryota; Apicomplexa; Aconoidasida; Piroplasmida; Babesiidae
Product: putative zinc finger motif C2HC5-type family protein
Exons: 4
Coding region: 104-682 (192 amino acids)
Source: RefSeq, a predicted model, not a curated record